CCGGGUGGAGCCUUAUCGGUGUCCAUAAGCGAUCCCCUCAACUCACACUCGGACACAGACGGGCGAGAGGCUCCGGCGCUCCCAUCAUGGCUGACAACGACAAGCUGGACAACCAGCGGCUGAAGAACUUCAAGAACAAAGGCCGCGACUUAGAGAGCAUGAGAAGACAGAGAAAUGAAGUUGUUGUGGAACUAAGAAAGAAUAAAAGAGACGAGCAUUUGUUGAAAAGGAGAAAUGUUCCCCAGGAAGAUGUCUGUGAGGACUCAGAUGUGGAUGCAGAAUUCAAAGUGCAAAACACCUCUUUGGAAGCAAUUGUGCAGAAUGCAUCUAGUGACCACCAAGGCAUUCAGCUUAGUGCUGUCCAGGCUGCAAGAAAACUUUUGUCCAGCGAUCGGAAUCCACCAAUUGAUGACUUGAUUAAAUCUGGAAUUUUACCCAUCUUGGUUCACUGCCUAGAAAGAGAUGACAACCCUUCUCUCCAGUUUGAAGCUGCUUGGGCUCUGACAAACAUUGCUUCAGGAACAUCUGAACAGACACAAGCAGUGGUCCAGUCACAUGCUGUUCCUCUUUUCUUGAGGCUUCUGCAUUCUCCUCAUCAGAAUGUAUGUGAGCAAGCUGUGUGGGCACUGGGAAAUAUAAUCGGUGAUGGGCCUCAGUGUCGGGAUUAUGUAAUCAGCCUUGGAGUGGUCAAGCCUUUGCUGUCAUUCAUCAGUCCCACUAUUCCCAUUACUUUCUUGAGAAAUGUCACCUGGGUAAUGGUAAAUCUGUGUCGCCAUAAAGAUCCUCCUCCACCUAUGGAAACCAUACAAGAGAUUCUUCCAGCGCUGUGUGUCCUUAUCCACCACACAGAUGUAAAUAUCCUGGUAGACACUGUGUGGGCUCUUUCCUAUUUAACGGAUGCUGGUAAUGAACAAAUUCAGAUGGUGAUUGACUCUGGAAUUGUGACAAACCUGGUUCCUCUUCUAAGUAACCCAGAGGUGAAAGUGCAGACUGCUGCUUUAAGGGCUGUAGGAAACAUUGUCACCGGCACGGAUGAACAGACGCAAGUUGUUUUGAACUGUGAUGCUCUGUGUCACUUCCCAGCCUUGCUUACUCACGUAAAGGAAAAGAUUAACAAGGAGGCAGUGUGGUUUUUGUCCAACAUUACUGCAGGAAACCAACAACAAGUUCAAGCUGUUAUUGAUGCCAACCUUGUGCCAAUGAUCAUUCAUCUAUUGGAUAAGGGUGAUUUUGGAACACAGAAGGAGGCUGCUUGGGCAAUAAGCAAUUUAACGAUCAGUGGAAGGAAAGAUCAAGUGGCAUAUCUCAUCCAACAGAAUGUAAUUCCUCCGUUCUGCAAUCUGUUGACUGUAAAAGAUGCCCAGGUCAUACAAGUAGUGUUGGACGGGUUAAGCAACAUAUUAAAAAUGGCGGAUGAUGAGGCUGAGACCAUAGCCAACCUUAUUGAAGAGUGUGGAGGUCUGGAAAAAAUUGAACAGCUGCAAAGCCAUGAGAAUGAAGAUAUCUACAAACUGGCUUUUGAAAUAAUUGACCAGUUUUUCUCAUCAGAUAUUGAUGAAGAUGCUAGCCUUGUUCCAGAGACAAUACAAGGUGGAACAUUCAAUUUCAAUUCGUCUGCCAAUGUGCCAGCAGAAGGGUUCCAUUUCUAGGAAGAUUUGUUGGAAGUUAGGUACAGUGCAGCACUGAAAACUGGUUUGAUCCAUCAAGCUUGGCUCAUGGGAUCUGCUGCUGCAUUAAAUCGGAGACAGAAAUGUGCGGACUUCAUUUGGAUGACAGUAAAGACCAAAUGAUGUCACGAUGGCGAGUGGGUGCGAGUGAGAAUGAAUGGCAAAUGUAAUGAAAACUUCACACCGAAUGCUUAUAUAGGUUGUGCAGAGGAAAAGGGCUACAGGUCAAAGAUCUUCAGUGCCUGAAAGGGAUCAUUGAUCUUACAGAGCAAAUGAGGAAAAUGCAGUACUCAUCAUCAAGCCUUGUAAGCAUAAAAAGAAACCUAAGGGUAGGAUGCCCACAUAAGUCCAAGGAGAAUAAGCCCAGGCCUUGCUAAGAAGCUCCGUAUGAAUGGACAGCAUUGAAUGAAUGUCUGGACACAGUGUUGUGGAGCCAGGCUCAUCUUACGAACGUGAGGCUAUUCACUCAUGAAGCAGACUCCCAGUCCAGGAGUGGCGUGUGUACGAGAGUAUGGGUGUGGUGCUGUAUGUUGACGCAUGCAAGCUUGAAUCGCCUUCAGGGGGAUGAUACUAAACCUAGAAAAUCACAAUAAGUUCAUAAGUGUUACCUUACACUGGACAUGAAAACAAAGACCAGUAUAGCAGCAGAUUUUGGUUUACUCCUACAGCCUGUGUGCUUUCUUUUUACUUUACCUCUUCUUUUUUCCCCCCCCUUUUUUUUUUUUUUAGUUUCUUUUAUUUUAGUUUCUAACUUGUAUGGCUUGUAAUUUUAAGUUGCUUAUACAUCAGAGUUGGAAAAGGCAACCCUGUGCAUUUGCACCAGAUAAUAUGGUUGUUAUGCAGCCUGUUCCAUAUCAUGAUAGCUGAUUUUUGUGUACAGGGAUUAGCAAAAAAGAACAGAAUUGUCCCUUUUUGUAAACAUUUUUUUUUCUCCCCCCUCAGUACAGGAGUUGCCGUACGUGAAAGUGUAGAGCGGCGUAACGAGUGGUUUGAACGAAGCAAUCCUUUCGUUCCUUUUCAAAUCUAACAAUCUAUUUUGCAUGUGGAAAUGGACAGCAUAGUUUAUUUCUAGAUCCAUUUUGUUCAGUCCUGUACAGAUUGUUUCAGUUUUGGUAGAAGCUGUGCUGUAUUCCAACCCUAUUUGUUUUCAGACGUUUGUUUUCUAUGAAAAUGAUAUGGAAACCCACAAUGGUAUUUGGUGCAUAUGUACUGCUACAUUCAGACAAUGAAGAGGUGUGAUUAUCUGUAUAAACUGAUUCAUGCUUUCACCACCUUUACUCUGCCUAGGCAGUCUGUUUUAGAAUCGUUUUAUCUUUAGAUGUAGGCAGCCAUGAACAAUCUAUUUUGAGCCACUUUAGGGAGAAGAACUUUGUAAUUUUUUAAAACUUGCAUUGGCCAUACGGAUGCAAGUGUCGUUUUUUUUUAAUUGGCAGAAUGCCUCUUUCGGAGGUGAUGCACACUAAAUUAAAAGCAACAUAAAUGUAUUUGUAUAAAUAGCAGAACUCCUUUUAUAAGGUGGCUCAUUGUAGGAAUUGCUGUGCCUUCCCCUUGAGCACAAGUGUUGCAUGAACAACAAGUUGCUAUAAUAAAACAUACCAAGUUAGCUACCAUGAGCAUCAAUAUCUUUUUUUUUUUGUGUUUAAAGUUAACUGGUAAUUCUGAAACACUGUAGAAUGGAUACAAAUUAUUUUGUGAUUAUAACUUUGUUGGAUUAGAAUAUUUUUGCAGCAUUCCUUGUCAUCUGAAACAUGGUUUAAAGUUUAAAACUAGAUACGAAAAAAAGAAUCAGCUUGUAUAAUAUAGUAGAAGACGAGCUAGGCUGUCAUGGGGAAAUAAAGAGUAAUCCUUACGA
Nanorana parkeri is the source of this 3519-nucleotide messenger RNA. It is a transcript of the gene KPNA4, whose product is annotated as karyopherin subunit alpha 4. Gene Ontology annotation, cellular component: nucleus; cytoplasm; nucleoplasm. The record is from RefSeq and is a predicted model, not a curated record. Gene Ontology annotation, molecular function: nuclear import signal receptor activity; protein binding. NCBI's taxonomy places the organism in Eukaryota, Metazoa, Chordata, Amphibia, Anura, Dicroglossidae. The transcript has 17 exons. Gene Ontology annotation, biological process: NLS-bearing protein import into nucleus. The coding region runs from base 87 to 1649 and encodes 520 amino acids.